GAGCGGCUUUGCUUGUUCCCAAAACUUCGCUACGUGCUGAUCGCUAUGGGGGACUUUGAUCCCACCGACUAUGACGGCGCGAACAUCGACCCGCUGAAUCCGGAGGAGGAGGCAGAAGCGCCCAAAGGCCCACAGGAUGUGCAGCAGUUGAAGGAUGCAGUACUCUUCGUGAUCGAUUGCUCGGCCUCUUCCUUGGAGCCGCUGCGCCCCAACGGCCGAUGCCUCAUGGCAGAGGCGCUGGCGACGGCGGCGGGAGUGCUGAAGACCAAAGUCAUCACGGCUCCAGAAGACAAAGUGGGAGUGCUUCUCUUUGGCGUCCGGGAGAAGCAGAAUCCCAACAACUUCGAGGGCAUCCGACUGCUGCAUGACUUGGACCGCCCCACAGCGCAUCGCAUCAAGCAGUUGGAGGAAGAGGCCAAGCGCCCGCCCAAGCAGAUGGAGGAGAGAUACGGCUGCGGCAGGGCGGUGCCGGUGUCGGAUGUCUUCUGGACCUCCACCACCAUUUUCAACCUGGGGGCAAACCAGUCGCAGUUCGACUGCCGGAUCUUCCUCUUUACCUGCAACGACUCGCCGGCAGCGCCGGCGGACGAGGUGCAAGCAGCACGGACUCGCGUCCAGGACCUGAUGGACAUGGGGGUUGAGAUCGAGUUCUUUCCUCUCAGGUUUGAAGACAAGGACUUCGCCAUCGACCGGUUCUGGGGGAAUCUGCUCCCGGUGGACGAGGCGGACUAUGUAGACCGAACCGCGCUGCGAUUGGAGCAGCUGGAGCGGCGGAUCCGCAUGCGAAUCCACCGAAAGAGGACCUUGCAGCGCCUGGCUUUCUACGUUUGCCCAGGCCUAGAGGCCUCCGUCUCGGUCUUCGUCACCAUGCUGGAGGCCAAGGUGCCUGCGCCGGUCUAUCUGCUCAACGAAAACAACAAGCCCUUGAAGGCGGAGACGAAGCAGAUCUGCGAGCAGACCGGUGCUUUGCUGCACCCAGUGGAUGACAUCGCCACUUACGUGGAGGUGGCCAACAGCCGGGUCUUCGUGAGCCGCGGCGAAGCCAUGGAGGCGAAGCACCUGGCAGACCCGGGGAUCCGGCUCAUGGGCUUCAAGCCGCAGAGCUGCCUCAAGGACCACCACCGCAUCUUCCACGCGUACUUCGUGUACCCCAAUGAGAAGGCCGUGCAAGGCUCUGCCGCUCUCCUCUCCGCCUUGCUCCGCGUGCUGCUGGACCGCAAGCUCUUGGCGCUCUGCAGCUACGUGGCGCGGAAGAACAGCGAGCCGGUGCUGGUGGCGCUGCUGCCGCAGGCGGAGGUCGAGGAGGAGGGCGAGCAGCUCCGGCCCCCAGGCUUUCACAUGAUCCGUUUGCCCUGGGCGGAGGAGAUCCGAUCUUUGAGCUUUCCGUUGCCCGAGGGCAUUCCGGAGAUUCCGGAUCAGCUGAAGGCUGCGGCGCGCGACGUGGUGGAAGGCCUUCGCCUCGACGACUUUGCCCCGGGCUGCGCGGAGAACCCGGUGCUGCAGCGCCACUACGCGGCCGUGCAGGCCCUGGCGCUGGCAGAAGAGCAGCCCGAGGAGACGCUGGACGUGCUGCAGCCGGACGGCGCCACCUUGGAGAAGAAGGCGCCGCUGCUGAAGGCCUGGAAGGAGGCCAUCAACGCCUGCGCGCCCGCGCGGCUCCCGAAACGCGCCGCUGGCGGCGGCUUCGAGGGGGAGCCGGCGAAGCGGCCGAAGAAGGAGGUGCCAGUGCCAGAAGGGGUGGAGGCCAUGCGCGCCCUCGUUCACUCAGGGGACGCGGAGCGGCUGACGGUGGCGGUGCUGAAAGAUUGGCUGAAGAGCCAAGGGGUGGUGAACACCGGCAAGAAGCAGGACUUGCUGGACCGCGUCCGCAGCCUCGUUUGAGAGUUGCAGUGGCUCCAGUGACGCUUUGAAUCCCCCCAUUUGGGCAGGUGGGCGGGGGGGA
Messenger RNA from Effrenium voratum, 1942 nucleotides. The record is from the annotation of a GenBank genome assembly. NCBI's taxonomy places the organism in Eukaryota, Dinophyceae, Suessiales, Symbiodiniaceae.